CCCCAUACUUUCAAAAGUUGUCCGUUAAUGACAUUGAUGAAUUAAAUAUUGAAAUUAUUCGUAACACGCUUUAUAAAGCGUAUCUUGAAGAUUUUUAUGAUUAUUGCAAGAGAAGUGGUGGUGUGACAGGAGAAUUAAUGUGCGAAAUUUUGGAGUUUGAAGCUGAUCGCCGCACUAUCAAUAUCACAAUAAAUUCUUUCGAUACUGAAUUGUCGAGAGAUGAUCGUGCAAAAUUGUUCCCAAGUCUUGGUAAAUUAUAUCCAGAUGGACAUGCAAAACUUGCAAGGGCAGAUAACAGUGAACAUGUUAAGGCAAUUGUUGAGGAAUAUCGACCUUUUUUUGACACAACCCUAAAUUCUUUUGGUGGAACUGCCACAAACGAAGCCAAGUCCUUAGAUGACCAUUUCUUUGAGCAUGAAGUUCAUCUUAACAAACUUACUUUCCAGCAACAGUUUCAUUAUGCAAUUUUUUACUCGUUUUUAAAAUUAAAAGAACAAGAAAUCAGAAACAUAUUGUGGAUUGCUGAAUACUUCAACUGUAUAAUCAUGUCCAAUAUAUAUUCUCAACUUCCAAAAUAUGUUAUUAAUUCACCAGAGGCAAAGAAGGAACGACAACCACCAGUAUCUGAAACUACAAAAAAAUUUGUACCAAAUUUUGUGAUGGGAGCUUUGGAGGAAACGGUCGAAGACUCGGCUAAAGUUUAUGAUUCAAAAUUAAAAGAUAAAGUUUUAUUACUCGAUAAUCCUUUGAGAACUUCUAAUGAAAAGAAAAAAAGAAGGCGUUCGAAAAGAAAGAUAAAAUCCAUGAGCGCAAAAGAGAAAAGAGAAACAAAAAUAUAUGAAAUUCCAAAAGAAUGCCACAGAUAUGAGCUUUUUACCCCCCUGAACGAACUUUGGCUUCAAUAUAUUGAUGAGUUAUACGGAACCUCGAGUCCUACCAUUUUUGCUCAAAAGUUAUUGAAAGCAGAUUUUCAUGGCGCAAUUUUAACAGUAUCCAGAUCAAGAUGUGCCUCUUAUAUUGGAGUGACAGGAAUCAACAUUCAUGAAACAGAAAAUGUGUUCAAAUUGAUCACAAAGGAUAAUGUUCUUAAAGUUAUUCCUAAAGGUCACAGUGUAUUUACAUUUCUAUUACGAGACCAUAUGUUUACUUUAUACGGAAAUCAAUUUAGAUUUAGGUCUGCCGUUAGAGCGGCAAAAAAAUUUAAAAACAAACCUACUAUUGAUUUAUAA
This is a messenger RNA of Racocetra persica, 1229 nucleotides long. The record is from the annotation of a GenBank genome assembly. Lineage: Eukaryota; Fungi; Glomeromycota; Glomeromycetes; Diversisporales; Gigasporaceae.